Molecule: messenger RNA, 2392 nt
Organism: Symbiodinium sp. CCMP2592
Lineage: Eukaryota; Dinophyceae; Suessiales; Symbiodiniaceae
Source: the annotation of a GenBank genome assembly
GUGAACGUCCCUUUGGUGAAUGUCGCCCGAGUUGGUUUCCGGGCCUCGGUGGAAAGGCUUCUGGAGGCCCGCGCUGAUCCAAAUCAGAAGGACGGUCGCAACAACACGGGUUUGUGCAGCGCGCUGCAAAGCUCGGGUUCUAGUGUGAAGUUCGUCGUCCAGUCUUUGCUCUUUGCCUCGGCAGAUGCGAACGAGCGUGAUGGGCGGGGCAACAGCCCGCUGCGGUAUGCCGUGCGCUGUGGCAGCAAGGACCUCAUCAUGGAUCUGGCUCGCGCCAAAGCCCGCGUCACAGACACGCCUUCCGAGACUGGUGGCUCCUUGAUCCUCGAUGCCUUGUCCCUGGGCGGUUCAAUGACACAGGUGCUCACCACGCUUCUUGAUCUCCGCGCCCUGCCGGACCAGGGCACCGAUGGCAAAGGGCGGCCGGCCUUGUUGGUGGCUGUGGACGGGCGGAUGACCUUUGCCACGAACGCCCUGCUUUCGGCGAAGGCCUCGGCGACGGCCGUGGACCGCAAGGGCCGUUCCGCCCUAAGCUCAGCCAUCGAGAUGUCCGCAUGGAAGGUCGCAGAUCAGCUGCUGCGAGCCGGCGCCAAUCCCCACAAAGGUCUGGACAAGAAGGGUCAUGGGCCUCUGUUGGCAGCCACCUUGGCCGGAGUACCUGCACUCGUGCGCCACCUGCUCCAGGCUAAGGCCAGCACGGCCUCUGCAGGCCAGGAUGACAAGGGUCGCAAUGUGCUAAGCAUCGCCGUUCUGGACAACAACAAGGAGGUCGUCGAUGAGCUGCUCACUGCUAAGGCUGAUCCCAGCCACCAGGACAAGGAUGGCCGAAACGCUCUGCAUCACUGCAUUCAACCUUUCCCUUAUGCCUCCUAUGAAUGCACGCGCCUGCUCGCCGCGAUGCUUCGCGCGCCGGGUGGCAUGCAGGCAGCCCAGGCCAAAGACAAGAAAGGCUUGACGCCAAUGGCCCUGGCUUCACGCCAGGGAUCUGGUCGCAUGGCCCAGGUCUUGUCUGCCGCCGGCUUGCAGGUGACCGUGUCUGCGCCGAAGUUGGCAGCACCCACCACGGCGAUGCCGGACGUCGAUGCGGACGCCAGGAGGGAGUUGGAGAAGGUGGAGGCCCAUGCGAAGCCAACUCCCAUUCCUGUGCACAAAGCCUAUUCCAUGAGUGGCGAGAACAAGGUCUUUGCAGAGAAGCAAGGGCUGGAGUGCGACGCACUGCUAUUCAAGGUGGAUUUGAAGCGAGAUGAGAUGCGCUUCUACCACCUGCAGUUGAUCCACGAGACGAACAAAGACCUCUUCGUCCUCUUUACGCGCUGGGGUGAGAUUGGCGAGACAGGUGCAUUCCAGAGAACACCGGCCGCGAACAAGGAGGAGGGACUCAAGGAUUUUGGCAAGGUCUUCAAGGAGAAGACUGGCAACGUUUGGGACCCCACGGGCGAGUCCUUCGAGAAGAAGCCCGGCAAGUAUCAGCUCCUGCGCCGUCGCCGAGCAACGGCUCGCUCCGAGGAGAUUGUCCAGCCUUUCGACUUCGAGAAGAGCGCCAGGAGCCAGCUUCCGCGCAUGGUCUGGCGCACCCUGGAUGCCAUCUGCGAUCCGCAGCACAUCAUGCAGGCCGUCCGGUCCAUGGGAAUCAAGACGCAGUCAAUGCCCUUCGGCAGCCUUUCGCGCGCAACUUUGGACCAAGCGCGGUCUCUGCUUGGUGAGAUCCGCGAAGCGAUCGCGGAGUUGAAAGCCACGGGCCGCGCAGGCGGACACUGGAAGCCAAAGGGCUUCGGCUUCGCCAAAGCCGAGGAAGUGCUCGAAGCUUCGAAGAAGCGCAACGAGGUGCGCGAGCGAAUCCUCGAGCUUUCCUCGCGCUACUACGAGCUCAUCCCGCGGGGGGCAGGCACAGUUGAGGUGGCGCGCCCCAUUGAGAGUGACGAUGCCUUGUCCAAGGAGUUUGAGCAGCUCUUGAACCUCACGGAAGCCAGCGUCGGCAUUCAGACGCUCCUUGCGGCGCAGCACCAUGCAAAGGAGAUGAACCCCAUGGACUACUGCCAGCGUGCGAUCGGGGUGGCUUUCGAGCAGGUGAAGACGGACACUGAUGAGUUCAAGCUGCUGAUGGACUACAUGUGCAGCACAAGUGCUGGCUCGCCACCGACCGUCGCCAAGCCAGGGGACAUCGUCGAGGAGUUCGGAAAGAAGCGGCCCAACAGCUACAAAGGCCACCGCCAUGGCGAUGUCGUCACGGCCAUCUACCGGAUUUCGCGCCAAGGCGAGGAGGAGCGAUUCAAAGACUUGGGAAAUCGCCGGCUGAUGUGGCAUGGAUCCCGCAGAUCCAACUUCGUCGGCAUUUUGACGCAGGGGCUCCGCGUGGCGCCUCCGGAAGCUCCAGCCUGUGGUUACAUGUUCG